AUGCACCCGAGGUCGCGCAUUCGCGGACGCGAGCCGCCGCCCCCGCCGCCGCCGCCGUCAUCCGGAGGACGAUACCGCCGACGGUCCCCGCCCCUGCCGCCGCCCUCCCCGCGGCCGCAGCACCACCAGCGCCGGGCCCCGCCGCGGCGCAGCAGCCCCGAACGGCCGCCCCCGCGCCGCCUGCUGGCGUUGGACGAGAAGCCCCUCCCGCCGCCGGCGGCCGCGCUCGUCGUCGCCGCCGAACGGCGCUGGCGCAACGACGUGCUCCUCGAGGCCGGCCGCCUGGCCGCCCACUACCUGGUCGCGCAGGGCGUCCUCCCCGACCACCUUCUCCACGCCCGGGAACACCCCAGCCCCAAGCACCACCACGUUCUCCACGCCAGGGACGACCCCAUCCCCAGCCCCCGCCCCGAGAUCUCCGCCCCCGCCGCCUACGCCAGGAAGAGGGAUGACGACGGGCCGCCGCGCCCUGAUGACGACCCCAGAUGGCGACGCAACGGCGGCGGCGGCGCCGACUGGGGCCGCGACAAGAGGGACGAGGACGACGGCGCCAGGCUCGCCCGGGCCAAGUCGGGCUGGGACCGCAGGACCCAGAGCUUUGACGGAAGACGCAGGUACAACGAGGGCGAUGGCGGACGCGGUGCUGGCGGUGACGCCGACCGGGGCGUUCGCCGGAGCCACCCGUACGACGAGAAGAGGAGACCCGCCAUGUCACGCUCCUACUCCCAGAACGACCGCCGGGCCUCCAGCGACGACCGCCGGCCGCCCCCCAUCGAUGACCGCCGUUUGCCCUCUGUUGACCGCAGACUGGACCGGAAGCGGAGGAGCAGAAGCAGGAGUAGAAGCCGGAGCCGGAGCCGGAGCAGAACCAGGCCCAGGAGCUCUUACAGUGGCGGCCGGAGGGAUCCAGACUGGCGACCACGCGGUGGUGAUUUUGAUCAGCCACGCAGUGGCGAUCUGGAUCAGAGCAAGGUGCCAGCAGAGUCUGCAACUGUUGCCAGCCGCGACCGCGAUGUGGACGGCGAUGAUGUCGAUAAACUGCCGGGGGAUCCGAAGAUUCCUCGCUCGGAGGUGGUGAUGGUGGAGGCGAAAGACGGUGCCGGCCGCGAAGAUGAAGCUGCAGUGGAACCAGAGCAUGAUGGUGCCAGACAUGAAGAUGAAGAGGCAGAGUAUGAGUAUGAAGAGGUGGUGGAAUCAGAUGAUCAUGGUGAAGAUGAUGAUGGUGUCACCUAUGAAUAUGAAGAGAUGGAAGCAGAGGACAAUGGCCAGGACGAUGAGGCUGCUGCUGUUGCUGGCUUGAAUGAUGCUGAUGCUGAUGCUGCUGAAAUAAAUGCCAGCCACCAACUGCCCAUGGUGGAUGUUCAUCCAUCACAGGCUGCUGAGGAACCGGCGCACACGCAGCCCCAGCUCAGCUACGUCGAGGAGGCCACGGAGGCGGGCGUUGCGCGUGUGGAUGCAUGCCUGAUUGAACCAGUGGCUGAGAACAGUGGUUGUUCUGAGGUUACAGGUGAAACGGAUGAUCUGCAGAGUCAACCUGGAACUGGACUUCAAGCUGGAGGUGAAAUGGAGGCUCUGCAGAGUGAACUUGGAACUGAACUUCAAGUUAGAGGUGAAAUGGAGGUUCUGCAGAGUGAACGUGAACUUCAAGUUGCAGGUGAAAUAGCGGCUCCGCAGAGUGAACUUGAAGCUGAACCACAAGUUACCGAUGAAGUGGCGGCUCCGCAAAGUGAACGUGAAACUGAAAUUCAAGUUGCAGGUGAAAUGGAGGCUCUUCAAAGUGAACCUGAAACUGAACUUCAGGUUGCCGAUGAGAUGGAGGCUCCGCAAAGUGAGCUUGGAACUGAACAUCAAGUGGCAGGUGAAAUGGAGGUUCUGCAAAGUGAACCUGAAACUGAACUUGUCGAGGAAACUCCACAAGCGGAAAUUGAGCUUGGAACUGAACUUCAAGUGGCAGGUGAAAUGGAGGCUCUGCAAAGUGAACCUGAAACUGAACUUGUCGACGAAACUCCACAAAUGGAAAUUGAGCUUGGAACUGAACUUCAAGUGGCAGGUGAAAUGGAGGCUCCGCAAACUGAACAUGAAUCUGAACUUGUUGAGGAAACUCCACAAAUGGAAAUUGAAGCUGCUGAUGGUGAUCCUACUAGAGAUGAAGAAGAGCUGCCGGCUUGGUAUCAAAUUUUUGACCUCAAUGUCGACGGAACUCGUGAGAGCUGUGAAGUGACUGAGAUUCCUGGUGAUCCUCCUGAAGAACAUGCUUGUGAUUCUCUGCCUGAUUUAGUUGGUCAGAUGAGCCAGCAAGCAUACUAUGAUCCUCCAGAUACUCAAGUUCAAGAUAAACGUGCAGAUGAAAACCAACAGUUCGAGGAUGAUCAGGUGCUUCUAAAUCAGGGUAUUGGCAUGCAUGAUUUGGAUAGGAACUACCAGAACAGCGAGCAGAUGCUUAUAAAUCAGAUAGCCGAUGAGCAUGGACAGGGUGAUCAACAGCUGGAGGGCGAGCAAAUAAACAAUGAGGAAACAAUGCUAAAGCAAGAUGCGGAGGAGCAGGUGCAGAAUGAGCAAUUGUUACCUGAUCGUGCUACAGACGUUAAUCACCAGAUAAAGGAGGAACAAAUGCUUCUAGAUCGUGUUACAGUUGUGCAUGACUUGGAUCAUUGUGAUCUGAACGGUGAACAGAUGCUACUAAAUGAUGGUUCAGUUAAUAAAUCUGCAGUUGAUGGGGACCAGUUAAAGGAUGGGCAAAUGGACCGGGCUGCAAAGAGGCAAGCUACACUUCGCAGCCUGGACAGUGGUCAAAUGAUGAUUCCUAUAAUUAAUUUGGAUGACGACGACGACGAUGAUGAUUAUGCAGAGCAGCCUGGUACCAGAGAGUUCUUAGAACCCAAAACGUAUGUGUUCUCAAGACGAGCAAGCCGCAAGCUUUCCUGA
This is a messenger RNA of Triticum turgidum subsp. durum (durum wheat), 2925 nucleotides long. NCBI's taxonomy places the organism in Eukaryota, Viridiplantae, Streptophyta, Magnoliopsida, Poales, Poaceae. The record is from the annotation of a GenBank genome assembly.